Chlamydomonas reinhardtii is the source of this 2906-nucleotide messenger RNA. RefSeq lists its product as uncharacterized. Lineage: Eukaryota; Viridiplantae; Chlorophyta; Chlorophyceae; Chlamydomonadales; Chlamydomonadaceae. Bases 303 to 1658 code for a protein of 451 amino acids. The record is from RefSeq and is a predicted model, not a curated record. The transcript has 10 exons.
UAACAACUACAGUGAUACCAAACGCUGGACAACGACCAGCAACGACGAUUUCGCGCGUGUCCUCGCUAUGACCCUGGGGCGCGCAAAACACUUGCAGUUAUAUGUGCAAACACUAAUUAAGCUGACCUGAAGCCCAAACUCGCACCAUUAUGCCGAACUCCGUGGGGCUUCGGGCCUGGAAGACGUUCUUGCGCCAGCAGAAGCGUGGAUGGCUUGGUUUAGACAAGACGGGAGCGGGAUUGCUGGCAAGGAGGUACAUUCGCGCGCUGGCCUACCUCUUCAAUUUGCAUACUCUCAUUCUAAUGGCAGUUGCGUGUUUGGCGGUCGCCGCCUGCUACGAGUGGGACUUCAGAUACAACAUGGACUUCACGCUGGUGGCCACGGGCACGACCUUCCCGCUGGUGUUCACCAUUCAGCAGGCGUUUGCUCGCCGCGAGCGUGCCACAGUGCUGAUCGCCAACAUGAAGGCGUCCAUCGUGGCGCUGUACUACAUGCACCGCGACUGGGACCAGACCGAGAACUUCCCCGCCUCGCUGGGCAAUAACAAUCUGCAGUGGGCGCGCAAGGUCAAGGCGGUGCUGGAGGAGUUCUGCGCCAGCUGCUCCAAGUACCUGACCGCGCAGGACAUGUACGAGUCGGUGGCGGAGCGGCGUCUGGUGGCCAAGAAGAACGAUGAGCUGUACGAGCUGUUUGUGCACAAGCUGGAGGUUGAGGAGCGCAAUACGCCGCACUUCCGCCGCCGUGUGCACCGCGCCGAGUCGCGGGACCCGGGGCACGUUCACUUGACGGACUGCUAUCGCGCGCUGUCGCUGCUCAGCGUCUUUAACGAGCAGCUCACGCUCAAGGCGGGCUACACGCGUGGAGGCGAGGGCGGCAUGUCGCGCACCAACCAGUACCUGCGCUACAUCAUCUCCAACCUGGAGGAGCUGCGCAUGAUCCGCGAGUACCGCACGCCGUACAUGAUGCGCACCGCCUGCGGGAUCCUGCUGCACAUCUUCGCCAUCAUCCUGGCGCCCUACUUCGCGCACUUCUGCGACAGCUGGAUCGGCCUCGGCAACGACGAGGACUCGUGCCCGGCCGGCUACGCGGGGGCGAUUGUCUUUGUGCUCAUCGUGAUGCUGCUGUACCACAUCCAGGUCGACAUUGAGAUGCCGUUCGACGAGAAGGGCCUUGAUGACGUGUUCUUCAUGUCCACUGCCGAGCUGGACGAGGCCAUGGGCAUGCACGCCACGCUCAGCGGCCGCAACAGCUGCGACCUGGACUCACUGGCGGGCUCCUCGCCCCGCGAGCUGAGCCGCAUGGGCAUGGCGGGCCCCGACGGCCCGUCGCUGCCGCCGCAGCGCUCAUACAAGAACCUGUCGCACCACCUGUCAGCCAAGGACCUGCAGAGCAACCGGCCGCUUCGCACCAUCCCGUCGGACCACGAGCUGAACGUGGAGGAGAACCCGGGCCGGCGCCUGAGCGGCGGGACGCCACACGGCAGCGACGAGAUGCUGCACAUGUUGGCCGGCCGCCGCUCGCCGCCGCCGCCGCCGCGCGUCAGUGGCGGCGGCGCCGGGUACAUAGUCCACGGCGGGCUAUCAUCACCGCCUCCGGGGGCCAGCCCGACGGGAACCCCAGGCCACGUGACCUGGGCGCCGCCCCAAAGCCACUCGUAGGCAGCGACUCCUUCCGGGGCGGAUUUACAGAUAGUGUAUGUAUGGAAUGUGUUAGGAACGCACAAGAAGGGGUAUGUGUGCGUGUGUUCCUGCCCCAUUCACCCGCACGGGUGUAGGUUGAGGCGUGGUGAGAGGAAUUACAUUGCCCCAGCGGGCGUGGCAGUGCUGCAAGUGCACGUGCCCAUUUUCCAUUUGCUUGGACCCGCUGACAGUGAAGUAAAUGCAUGCAACAAAUUUUGAGAAAGGGGUGUGAACUAAUGAGAGGGCUGGACCAUGCAAGGCGCUUGUACCCGUAGUUGGGACGGGGUGCAUGGGUAUGCUUCAUGUGCUUGAACGAGGUGAGUUCCGGAUCUGGUUGCGAUGCGACAAGGAGCCUGGUAUGUGGAGGUGGGCGUUGCCGACAAUGCUUUAUGACAAGUAUGCGCACGUGCGACAUCAGGGGAGGCCCCUGUGCGACAUCAUGUGCCUGCCAAACGCGUUAUGGUAGUUUCCUGUGGUGCAGGGCAGGGGUCGUAUCUUGAUUUUGGGGUAAUGUCUAGCUCCAGACAAAAACGGCCGGGUGGCCGCCGUCUUUUGUCUGGGCUCAUGGCGGUUUGAGGGCUUCUCCAUAGGAAUUCGGACAAAACCCGCCCCAAACCCGGGCCAACAAAGUCUCGCUCCAGACAUUAGCCCCCGGGAGGAAUGUCUAGAAAACGGCCAAAAUGGCAAAUUAAUGUCUGGAGACAUUAAGAUAGGAGCCCUGGACUGCAGGGCGACGUACCGCAAAACCUUUGGUAACGCGGCCAGAAACAUGGCUUGGGUGGAUGACUUUGAUGAGCUGAGAGGCCAUAUGACAGCGGGUGCUCCAAGUGCUCCCGCCAUCGGGACGCCUGUAGCAGGAAACGCCGUAAAAGGACUUGUUGACAAGCUGCAGGGGUCGUAUCUUGUUUUCGGGGUGAUGCCAGACAUUAGCCCCCGGGAGGAAUGUCUAGGAAACCGCCAAAAUGGCCUAUUAAUGUCUGGAGACAUUAAGAUAGGAGCCCUGACAAGCUGGGGCUUUCCGCAGGGUAUGUGGGCCCUACGUGCCGUCAGGCCUGCUGAGGAUUUUGGCUCGGCUGACGCUGUUGCUGGCUGCGGGUGCUUCACACGCGAUACAGCUAUGCUGUCUGGCACCGGUAGUGGGGGAAGACUUAUGGCGCGUGUGGUUAACAAAGCAAGCGCUCGGAAGCGCGCCACACAGACGGGCGGCAGCCCCUCGCAACCUCGUAC